AAUGAAACUUUUAUAUGAUUUUGAUGCACAAUAAUAAUCUUGACACGAUCAGCUUUGGUGGGCGCAAGAUCUUUAUUUUGACGCUUGAAAAACUGAAACGUUUGUAUGAUUCUGAUGCACAAUAAUAAUGUUGGCAUCGGUUUUCUGUACAAGAUUAUUGUUGGUGUAAAGAUUUUGACGCUUGACAAAAUGAUACGUUUGUAUGAAGAAGAGUGUCACGUGACAUUGCCUCUAUUUGCAUAUGCGUAUCGCGGUAUACAGCUGUAUCAAGUUCCAACGUCUAAAUAAACGAUGUUUUGCAUGGAUUGUGGAACAGAGCUAUUAAUUGCCACAAAAUAUUGUGGCAAUUGUAGGACAAAAGUUCCAGGUAAAAAUGCUGUAGUUCCCCAACAUAACCAAUGUAUGGAAAGUAAUAUGGAGUUAAAUCUAUCCACAAGUGCUAAGGAGAGUCUUGCUCAUAUUAAGAAGAAGUACAAGUAUGCAGGUUUAAAAGAAAGAAAAGGAUGUUCUAAAGAGAGAAAAGGGUGCUCCACCAAAUCAAAAAUGGAUGGUAGAAAGGAAAUAAUCAUCCACAUUAUGGAUUUAAAGAAAAAAGCAUUGAAGAGGCUAUUUACCAGUGAGGAUGGCCUAACUGGAUGCAUAACAAUCACUUCAACUUAUGAGGAAACGGUCAGAGAGUGGACAGAGAAGCUCUCUACCCACUUCACUGGCCAUAUAGACUUUAAAGCCUACAUUAUGGGGAGUGAGGGCCUGCAAGCCCUGGAGAUGCACUGGACUCUGGAAAAAGUGGAGUGCCAAAAGCCAAAAAAAACUGCCCCUUAAAGUUUAUGCAAUGGCCAAAGGAAAAGGGUACUGGAAUAGAUGAAGAUCUUCCUGAAAUUUCAUUUAAAUCAG
Molecule: messenger RNA, 894 nt
Organism: Ostrea edulis (European flat oyster)
Lineage: Eukaryota; Metazoa; Mollusca; Bivalvia; Ostreida; Ostreidae
Exons: 6
Coding region: 292-822 (176 amino acids)
Source: RefSeq, a predicted model, not a curated record